UCUAUAUCUUUUUCAUAAAAAUGUUUGGAUUCACAACUAAGAAGUUCUUGCCAGCUACAAGGCCAAUGGCCAGAUUCUUUUCAACUCAAAGACCAUUCAGAAUCUUGGGUCUUCAGCAAAUUGCCAUGGGUAAUGAGGACAAAUCUGUCCUCAGUAACUUCUGGGGAGAUAUCAUGGGGCUUAAGAAAGUUCACAGCUUCACAAGUGAGAAAGAGAAUGUAGAUGAAGAUGUCAUGGAGAUUGGUAAAGGAAAGCUUGGCACUAUUGAGGUUGACCUUAUGACUCCUCUUGACCCAAACAGAUCUCCAAAAGUUCAUAAGCCAGCCUUAAACCACAUUGGAUUCUGGGUAGACGAUCUAGAAAAAUGUGUAGAACACCUUGAGAAAAACAAUGUUAAGGUUGUUGGAGGCAUUAGAAAGGGAGCUAGUGGCCACAAUGUUACUUUCAUUCACCCUAAAAGCUCAUGCGGAGUUCUCGUUGAACUUGUACAAGCCCCUGAAGAUGUAAUUUCAGAAUACGAUAACACGGAUUAA
Molecule: messenger RNA, 533 nt
Organism: Moneuplotes crassus
Lineage: Eukaryota; Ciliophora; Spirotrichea; Euplotida; Euplotidae
Source: the annotation of a GenBank genome assembly